AUGACAACCGAAGCAUCUUUCUCGUGGGACAAAGAGCUAGCACACUUUUUCAAAAGCAUUGGUCUUGUAGAAACGAGCGAAUGCUUAGAAUCAGAGCUGGUUGUGCUCUCGCAAAGCCAAUUGCAGAAACUGCCAGCAGAAUUGGAGACACUGGUCGAAAAGCUUUUAAUUUCCCUGGAGAGACAUGUAGAUGCCAAAGAAGAGAUUAUUGGCAAACCGGACAAGACGCACGACGGCUUGCUUGUAUCCAAGCGAAAACGAAGCGACAAUGAGCAGGACGAAGAAGAUGAAAAGGAGAGAAUAAAGCGGUUUGAUGGAGAGCAGAUUCAAAUCAGAGCAACGACUGAAGAGGUUGAGCAGAGAAUCAACACGUUUAUCCAGGCAAAGCAAAACGAAUUGGACGAAAGCAACAGAACAGAGUUUUUGAGUAGACAUGAUCCCACAGCAGACGACGUUACUUGCGCGAGGACAGAUGCUAGAGAAAUCAAUCGCAACAUUCAGAUGAAGUUUGACAUUGUCAACAAUGAAGAUGGCCCUAUUGCGAGAUCUCUGCUGGCACACAACGACAAAUCCAAACCAGACGAUUCAACGCAAGUAGCAACAGCAGCGGAUACGUCUGAGAGACUGAGCAAUAUAGAGGAGCAUCUCAAUGUAAAGCUGGAUAGCGCUGCAAAACCACCAUUUUCUGCGUUUGAAAGGAUCAAGAUAUUGGAGAACACACUGAUGGAAAUUGAGCGACAACAUCCCACAUGGGCAGCAGUGCAUUUCAACCAACCCAAUCGCAACUUCCCUCCACCGCCACCAGUUACUUAUAUUACACGGCCCAACACUGAAUCAGAAGAGCUAUUGUCGCCGCCACCGCCAAAAAAUAGACAGCAAGAAGAAGCCACUUACAUCUCUACACAGAUCACUACAGCGGCACCGCAGCAGAGGAUGCUACGAGCCCACGGUCGAGCCAAUUCAUCGCUAACACGAGCAGUGAUAGAUCAGCUCAACAGACAGAAAGAUAUAUCCAUUACAAGGCAAACCAUCGAAUCAUCGCAGCUUUGA
Mucor velutinosus is the source of this 1050-nucleotide messenger RNA. RefSeq lists its product as uncharacterized. The transcript has a single exon. The coding region runs from base 1 to 1050 and encodes 349 amino acids. The record is from RefSeq and is a predicted model, not a curated record. Lineage: Eukaryota; Fungi; Mucoromycota; Mucoromycetes; Mucorales; Mucoraceae.